Messenger RNA from Plectropomus leopardus (leopard coralgrouper), 1426 nucleotides. RefSeq names its product C-reactive protein-like. NCBI's taxonomy places the organism in Eukaryota, Metazoa, Chordata, Actinopteri, Perciformes, Serranidae. The record is from RefSeq and is a predicted model, not a curated record.
CGAACCCUUUGCCACCGAUCACAACAUCCAGACACAGACUUCUAGGACAGGCAAAACUGGAAAUUAAAAAUGAAGUCUUUGCUGCUGGUGGUGAUGCUGACAGCAUGUGAUGCAAGUCCAGAAGAUCUGUCAGGUAAAAUGUUCACCUUUCCACAAUAUUCAAACUCUGCUCAUGUGAGACUGACAACAUCAAGACAGGAUCUCAGUGCUGUAACUGUGUGUCACAGAUCCUUUACAGAACUUACAAGAGACCAUGCCUUUAUCUCUGUGUCCACACCCUCUAACUCCAAUGCCAUUCUGAUAAUCUGGGACGCAGUAAACAAAGAGAUGGAGCCCCAUAUUUGGGAUAAAAAUGUAAAAUAUGGAGGGCAGGACUACAAGCCAAACAUGUGGCACUCCAUUUGUACAACAUGGGACCCUACGUCUGGACUGGUGCAGCUGUGGCUUGAUGGAAAACCUUCAAUUAAGAAAUUUCUCGGCACUGGAAUACAAAUCAGAGGAGACACUAUAAUUAUGUUAGGACAGGAGCAAGAUUCCCAUGGUGGAGACUUUGACAUGAAUCAGUCUUUCGUCGGCAUGAUGUCCGAUGUCCACAUGUGGGACUACGUCCUAUCCCCAUGUCAGAUCCAGAAGUACAUGGAUGAACUCAACUUCACUCCAGGGAACGUCCUCAACUGGGGUGCACUGGAGUUCCAGAUCACAGACAGAGUGGUGAUAGAAGAUAAAAUAAAGAUGGCAUUGCUGCUCCUACUGGUGAUGCUGACAGCAUGUGCUGCCAUUCCUCAAGAUCUUUCAGGUAAAAUGUUCACAUUCCCCCAAUCAACCAACUCAGAUCAUGUGAGGCUGACAACACCAAGACAGGUUCUGGGGGCUGUAACUGUCUGUCUCAGGUCCUUUUCAGACUUCCGUAGAGCUCUCAGCCUUUUCUCUUUGGCCACACCCUCCGUUUUCAAUGAAAUUCUAAUAAUCAUGGAUACUGCAAAUGAUGAGAUUGAUCUCUGGAUCAGGAAUAACCAUGUAGACUUUAGAGGGCAGGACUACAGUCUGAACACAUGGCACUCAGUUUGUUGCACAUGGGACUCUGUGUCUGGACUGACGCAGCUGUGGUUGGAUGGAAAGCCCUCAAGUAGGAGAUUGAUCAGCUCUGGUUCCAGCAUCAACGGGCCGAUUAUAAUUGUUUUAGGUCAGGACCAGGAUUCCCAUGGUGGAGGCUUUGACAUUAAUCAGUCUUUUGUUGGCAUGAUGUCUGAUCUCCACAUGUGGGAUUACAUCCUAUCCCCCUGUGAGAUGAGGAACUAUACAGACCAUCUGAACUUCCCCUCAGGGAAUUUGCUCAACUGGAGUACACUCGAGUUCCAGACCAUUGGAAGAGUGCUUGUAGAAGAUAAGCAAAAGACCUAUUGUUAAACUUUUUCAAAGUCAGAAA